This is a messenger RNA of Dothidotthia symphoricarpi CBS 119687, 228 nucleotides long. RefSeq lists its product as uncharacterized. The transcript is spliced from 2 exons. The coding region runs from base 1 to 228 and encodes 75 amino acids. NCBI's taxonomy places the organism in Eukaryota, Fungi, Ascomycota, Dothideomycetes, Pleosporales, Dothidotthiaceae. The record is from RefSeq and is a predicted model, not a curated record.
AUGAAAAGCGGCGAGGAAGCCCUAGAGAGCUACUCUUUUGGGGUCAAGAGAAACCUACACAAGUUUUAUGGACAGUGUGGGAGUAGUGUGUUCUUUGAUCCAAGGAUGGAGGAAUUUGGUGACGCGCCGCCGGAUCUGUUGGGAGUAAAUGUCCGUAUGUUUCAGGGUGUGAAGGUCGAGGAGCUGGAUGUUGUGCAUGUUGAGGAUCGGCACCCCAGUCGAGCAUGA